Papilio polytes (common Mormon) is the source of this 2102-nucleotide messenger RNA. RefSeq names its product decapping and exoribonuclease protein (gene Rai1). The transcript has 5 exons. The record is from RefSeq and is a predicted model, not a curated record. Gene Ontology annotation, molecular function: mRNA 5'-diphosphatase activity. NCBI's taxonomy places the organism in Eukaryota, Metazoa, Arthropoda, Insecta, Lepidoptera, Papilionidae. Bases 432 to 1592 code for a protein of 386 amino acids. Gene Ontology annotation, cellular component: nucleus; cytosol. Gene Ontology annotation, biological process: nuclear-transcribed mRNA catabolic process; NAD-cap decapping.
UUGAUACGAUUUCGAUAAUUUGCAUACAAAAAAGUAAUACUUGUAAACAUUAAUAUUCUUGCUAUUAAACUCUAUAUGUUCUUGGCUGUUUGUUUGUAUAUAAGUAAAUGAAUGCAUUAAUAAAUUAUACAGAAGCAUUUAAUGGUCUAAAAUCAAUAUGAAAAUGUGAAUAUUUCUAUGAAAUGUAUAUCAAUGGAGUAGAAUAUGGACAAAGGAAUUGUAAAUUUAUAUUAAAACAUUAUAAAAAUAAAAAGGAAACAGUAAUAUGCCUAUGCCAUGCGUUGUUAGAGAUAUGGACAUGCACAUAGAGAUGGGGCUGACUUAUACAAUCUUUCAAACUUGCUACAUAUCUGUAAUCUGUUUUUGAGAAUUGCCUAACUUAUACUUUUAAUAUCAAUUGAAAUCUUUGUUAAAAAACCUUAUAUUUUGUAAUGUUAACAAUGCAACUAGAACUUCACACGAAUACAACAUUCUACAAUAAGGCUUUUCCUUCUUUUGGAGAACCAAAAAUUAUAGGGUAUAUCGGUUACGAAAAUUUAAUGUUUGCGAGAACUAUAGAAAACAAAGAAGUCAAAUUUGAUUUGGAUUUUCUAAGAGACAAAGCUGUGCUUAAGCCUCAAUGUUUAGAUGUUAAAUUAAACAACCUUUUAAAGUUUUUAUUGGAGAAUGAAUUGCGGUUGAAGUUAUGUUUAAAUUAUUUGAUAGAUAAAGCACAGUUUUUCUGCUACAGAGGAUUAAUGACAUGUAUUGCAUGUACUCCAUAUGAAAAAAAAGAUGGAUGGAGAUUGGUUGCAAUUCUUUUUAAAGGCAACAUAUAUUUAUGUCAAAGAGAUACAGAAGAGAAGCAAAAAAACAAACAAAACUUUACAGAAAAGGAGCAAAAAUUUACAUCAUGGGGAUUUAAAUUUGAGCAAUAUCUUCUAUCAGAAAGUCCUCAUGCCGAGCCUACCCCUCACUUACCUCUUGAUGAAAAUAAAGAGUUUUCUUUGAUAUUUAAAACACAUCUAAACAAUCAUAGUAUAAUAUAUGGUGCUGAAAUGGAUGGCAUUAGAUGUGAUAAAACUAGUGUAGCAUCACCUCCGGACAUAAAAGAUGAAAAGGAUAAUAUUAUAAACUACUUGUCUAAUAAGGAGUUUAUAGAAUUAAAAACUAGCAGACAUAUUGAAUUUCCCCAUCAAGAAAACAAUUUUAGGAAGUUCAAGACAAAGAGAUGGUGGUGUCAGUCAUUUCUGGCCGGUGUUGACACAAUUCUAUGUGGAUUUAGAAAUGAUAAUGGUAUUGUUGAAGAAUUAAAAGUAUAUAAAUUAGAUGAUCUACCAAAAAUGUCACGGAAAUUCUGGGAUCCAAAUGUCUGCUUUAAUUUCUUAGAAAACUUUUUAACAUAUGUCAAAAGAUGUUUGAAAAGGGAAAUACGUCACAAGUAUGGAGAAAAUGCACUACACAAAAUACAUUCACUGCCUUUGACCAGUUUGCACUUUGAAUGGGAGCCCGGUACACCAGUUCGAGUUACAGACAAUUAUGUACAUGAAGAUGAUCCCAUACUGCACAGUUGGUUUACUGAAAAUUUUAUGACCUAUAGAUAUGACGAAUGACCUAUUAUAUGAAGCAUGCCGAAUUGUAGGAUUUGUUGUAAGAAUUAAUGUUAUGUAAUAAUUAAUACAGUAAGUAUUUUAAUCUUUUUGAGACCAUAUUUGUUUAUGUUUCGUUUUUCUAAUGGUAAAUAAGGUUCAGAAACAAUUAUACAGUUAGAAGAGGCAUCUUUUGAAUUACUUCUUUGUUUCUUAAUUUGUAUAAUCUAGGCUAGGUCUAGCGAGGAGGGGGGGGGGGCAGAUGCCAUAUGAUAUUAUUAGAAGCAGUUUAUAUCAUUGUUACAUUUUUCGAUUUUCUAGGGGCUUGUUCGCCACGGGAUACCUGCCCCCCCUCCCCGUGGUGUCGGCAAUGAUAUAUAAUUACUCCCUUAUUCUAUGUAAACUGAUUAUUUUACCAAUUAACGUCCACUAUUAAAGCGUUACAUUAGUUAAGUGAUUUUAAUUGAUUAUUUUUUAGAAAUAUUUUGAUACUGUUAUUAUGGUGUUUUAGAAAAUAUAUUUUUCUUAUCAAUA